AUGGAGCUCCAGGGCGCGAUCAAGGUGGUUCUGAAUCCGAGAACCUGCCUCGAUCUGCGCCUGCCAGACGGCCUCCUCCUCUCGCUCAUCGCAGAGAAACUCCGGGGGGGCGGAAUGGAUGAUCACCCCGUGAUGGGGUCCCUCGGAUGUCCCCUCAUCGAGCACCUCCGCGCAGGCCUUUCCGGGGACUCGGCCGGGCUCGACCCCAACGGCGGCAAGAGGAGCCAUUUCUCCAGCAUCAGGGGCGACGAUGGCCAGAAGUCGCUCGACGCCGCGGUGAAGUCCAGCUCUCACGAGGCCUUCCACUGGGGCCUGGCAGCUGGGGUGUACUCCGGGCUGACGUACGGCCUCAGGGAGGCCAGGGGUUGCCGUGACUGGAAGAACAGCGCGAUCGCAGGUGCCAUCGCCGGCGCGGCAGUGGCGUUGACGGGGGACGCCGGCGGCCACUCCGACAAGCUCGUCCAUUUCGCCAUCACCGGCGCGGCGCUGUCCAGCGCCGCGAGCCUGCUCUCCGGCGUAUUCUGAGCCCAGGGACGGCGGGCGCCGGACACGGGGCGGUUGUCCGGCCAGGUUCUCGAGGGGGGUGUGUUUAGCAUAAAGAAGUUGCAUUGCAGCUCCCCGACCAUGAAAAAUGUAUUCCUAGAUCCGCGUGUCAGCUUGCUGCAGCGAAAUCUGGUGCCAUGGGGUUCUAGGGGCCGUUUAGUUCCCACAAAUUUUCAACUCCUCUUUAA
Molecule: messenger RNA, 731 nt
Organism: Panicum virgatum (switchgrass)
Lineage: Eukaryota; Viridiplantae; Streptophyta; Magnoliopsida; Poales; Poaceae
Product: outer envelope pore protein 16-2, chloroplastic-like
Exons: 6
Coding region: 1-525 (174 amino acids)
Cellular component (GO): chloroplast outer membrane
Molecular function (GO): amino acid transmembrane transporter activity
Source: RefSeq, a predicted model, not a curated record